AUGAAGAAGGAAUUCUCUGUUACACCUCAGCAAAAUGCACCACAGGGAUCGGGUUCAACAGGAAAGCCAUCCGAGUCUGGUAGUAAUUUGUCAAAAGUUGUUCUGGGAAGCAUUGCACUAGGUGCUGCUUUUGUGACAGCUUACCAAUGGGAUACUCUAUUUGGUAAAGAGCAGCAUAGAAAAGCUAUUGAGCUAGACAAGGUGCACUUGUCGGAAAGUAAUACAAGUUCAAAGGAUGGGGAACAUUUAGCAGAGAAUGUUCCCAACCUUCAAGAGUCGAGCAUAUUAAACCCUNGAUUUGGUAAAGAGCAGCAUAGAAAAGCUAUUGAGCUAGACAAGGUGCAAUUGUCGGAAAGUAAUACAAGUUCAAAGGAUGGGGAACAUUUAGCAGAGAAUGUUCCCAACCUUCAAGAGUCGAGCAUAUUAAACCCUGGCGUGGAUCAUGUGGAGGAAAAUAUUGAAAUUCAUUCAGCUUCCACUCACCUUGAAGAUUCGAGCAUAAAUGAAGGAGAGAGCCAGUUUAAAGUAACUGAGACAUCAGAAAUAACUCCUCAAGAAGAUAUCAGCCCUAGACAGGGGAAUGAGUUUCCCAAAGCUCCUCAUAGCAGCAUGGCAUCAGAUAAUAGAGGUAGUAAUUCUAGAACACCGCUUGAAGAUAAUCUUGACAUGAAGAACCCAGAGGUGAAACCUGAUAUGGAGCAGCUUGAGGCUGUCAAAAUCACACCAAUACUUGAACAGGCUGAUGCAGUUCNCAGACAGGGGAAUGAGUUUCCCAAAGCUCCUCAUAGCAGCAUGGCAUCAGAUAAUGGAGGUAGUAAUUCUAGAACACCGCUUGAAGAUAAUCUUGACAUGAAGAACCCAGAGGUGAAACCUGAUUUGGAGCAGCUUGAGGCUGUCAAAAUCACACCAAUACUUGAACAGGCUGAUGCAGUUCCCCAAGAAAAUGAGAUGCAGUUCAUGCCGCCACAACACUUCAACACUAAAGACACACCAGAGAAUGCCCCUGGUGAUGGUAUGAGACAGCCAAGUUCCCUCCUUGAUGCAUACCAUUUAAAAGAUGAGACUGAAAAAACUGCAGCAGCUGCUUCAACUGAAGAUAAGGAUUUAGUGGGGGCAGUUGAAGAUUUGAAUGAUGCUUACAUAUCUAAGGAUGGGAAGUUGGUUCUUGAUUUUUUGCAAGCCAUUCAUGCAGCUGAGAAAAGGCAAGCAGAGUUAGAUGCUCAUAUUUUUGCUGAAGAAAAAAGAAUGAUAAAGGGUUUCUGCCUCUCUAGUUUUGUGUGUGUCUCGACUGUAUUGGGAGAAGAGGUUGGGUCCGGGUCCGGGUUCGGGAGCUCCAUCCACCGCCAUAAAUUUCUUCGCAAUCUGCCACACUUCACCAUUAGUGCUACCCUCAGAUCCACCGCUCAGUUGUUCGAUCAAUCAUUAUAUCAUUAUAAACGUCGGACUUCCUCUUUAUUUCAAACCCAGUCGAUCAUGUUGCGGAGGUCCAUUCUGGAGCUCUCGUCCCGUCGACUGGUUAAAAGGACUCCAACGCAGAUUACAACCCAGAUUCCUUCAUAUCUUUCUUCUAGGAAGGAAUUCUCUGUUACACCUCAGCAAAAUGCACCACAGGGAUCGGGUUCAACAGGAAAGCCAUCCGAGUCUGGUAGUAAUUUGUCAAAAGUUGUUCUGGGAAGCAUUGCACUAGGUGCUGCUUUUGUGACAGCUUACCAAUGGGAUACUCGAUUUGGUAAAGAGCAGCAUAGAAAAGCUAUUGAGCUAGACAAGGUGCACUUGUCGGAAAGUAAUACAAGUUCAAAGGAUGGGGAACAUUUAGCAGAGAAUGUUCCCAACCUUCAAGAGUCGAGCAUAUUAAACCCUGGCGUGGAUCAUGUGGAGGAAAAUAUUGAAAUUCAUUCAGCUUCCACUCACCUUGAAGAUUCGAGCAUAAAUGAAGGAGAGAGCCAGUUUAAAGUAACUGAGACAUCAGAAAUAACUCCUCAAGAAGAUAUCAGCCCCAGACAGGGGAAUGAGUUUCCCAAAGCUCCUCAUAGCAGCAUGGCAUCAGAUAAUGGAGGUAGUAAUUCUAGAACACCGCUUGAAGAUAAUCUUGACAUGAAGAACCCAGAGGUGAAACCUGAUUUGGAGCAGCUUGAGGCUGUCAAAAUCACACCAAUACUUGAACAGGCUGAUGCAGUUCCCCAAGAAAAUGAGAUGCAGUUCAUGCCGCCACAACACUUCAACACUAAAGACACACCAGAGAAUGCCCCUGGUGAUGGUAUGAGACAGCCAAGUUCCCUCCUUGAUGCAUACCAUUUAAAAGAUGAGACUGAAAAAACUGCAGCAGCUGCUUCAACUGAAGAUAAGGAUUUAGUGGGGGCAGUUGAAGAUUUGAAUGAUGCUUACAUAUCUAAGGAUGGGAAGUUGGUUCUUGAUUUUUUGCAAGCCAUUCAUGCAGCUGAGAAAAGGCAAGCAGAGUUAGAUGCUCAUAUUUUUGCUGAAGAAAAAAGAAUGAUAAAGGUUUGGGCAAAUUCUAAUCUGGAGACUAUUUUCCAUAUUUCCCAUUCUAAUCUAUCAUUCAUGAUCUCUUGGACUUGGCUUGGCUUGGCUUACUCUUGCUAA
Messenger RNA from Ilex paraguariensis (yerba mate), 2601 nucleotides. The record is from the annotation of a GenBank genome assembly. Lineage: Eukaryota; Viridiplantae; Streptophyta; Magnoliopsida; Aquifoliales; Aquifoliaceae.